Molecule: messenger RNA, 687 nt
Organism: Guillardia theta CCMP2712
Lineage: Eukaryota; Cryptophyceae; Pyrenomonadales; Geminigeraceae
Exons: 6
Coding region: 1-687 (228 amino acids)
Source: RefSeq, a predicted model, not a curated record
AUGGCUCGCCGGCUCGCAGACUUCAGCAACGAAGGAGAGGGGAUAGUGUGGAAUGCUUCGCUCCUGCUGCUCAACUACUUCAGGUCAGAGGACGGAGGCGCCGAGCUCUUGCUGAUUACAAGGUGGGAUGGUAGGACAAAUAUGAAGGAGGAGAUCAAAGGAAAACGCAUCCUUGAGCUAGGGGCUGGGGUGGGGCACCUGGCAUGGGGGCUGUACGAGAUGGGGGCGCAGGUAACGGCAACCAACACCUCCCUGGGGGAUCUCGACGUGCUGGGAGCAAACAUCAAGCAGUGGAAGGAAGAGGAGGAGCGAGGGGUCAAGACAGGAGGGAGGGAGUACAUCGUCAAGUGCAUCGGAGGCUCCAUGGAGGAGAGGAAGGUGGAGGGAGGAUCGAUCUCAGUGGAGGAGCUGACGUGGGGAGAGCAGUACUGGGACCAGUCUCCGCUGUCAAGAGCGGGAGAUGUGAAGUUUGACAUUGUGAUCUUAGCGGAAGUGUUCAGUAUCCCUGAAGUGAUCGUCUACUCCAUCUUCAUGAACAGACCCUUCUCCUUCAUGUUCCUGGCCCAUCUCGCCGAUGCUGGAGGUUUCCGCGUUCAUCAGUACAAGGAGACGGAGUUUGACAAGUGCGGGAUGGAUGAUGACGAGCUGCAUAUCAUGAUGCAUCGGUACACGUAUGAUCCAGAGUGA